Molecule: messenger RNA, 2356 nt
Organism: Chara braunii
Lineage: Eukaryota; Viridiplantae; Streptophyta; Charophyceae; Charales; Characeae
Source: the annotation of a GenBank genome assembly
UGACGGACUGAAUAGAAGUUCGAGGCUGAUCAGAUGCAGAGGGUUGCCAGGUAUGCAACGGAGCGCGGACUCGAUGUGCCCGACACGGGUGGUGCAAGGGGAGGAGAGGCGGGGCGGCGUCCGGUGGAGGGAGGGGUGGGUGGAGAUAGUGGGCAUGGUGCGCCAGACCACCCAUUGGGGGUUGGAGGCGGUGACACGAAGGAGGGCAUGAUCCACGUCGAUCGCGAGGCGCGUGGCCCAGGCGAGGAGGGAGUCCCGGAACACGAGGACAUGCCAGAGUUUUAUACAGGCACUGGGGAGAGGAUGGAGGACAGGCGGAGGCGAGCAGACAAAGGAGCUGCAAAGGAGGGGUCUUCCAAGAGGAAGGAAGGAGGAACUGAUCCAGCUGCCACCACAGCAGGAAAGAGGCUUCGCCAACAGAAGGUGACUGAUGUCUACGGUGGCGAGUGGGUUGCUCAUGACCCUGCGCUCCGCAUUCCCCGUGAGAUCAACAAGACGCACGACGAUCCCGAAGGCGAAGAGAGGAGGGCACACACUGCACGACGGGCGGCGGACCAGGCGGACAGGGAGAUGCUGGGGGGAGGUCGUUUCCACGAGCGGCCCAGAGGCGCGGGCGACGACCCUUACUCUGACGAGGCGAAAGUCGUCCAUGCCGCCACCUUCUGCUCCGAGUCUUGCACCACCAUCGCCCGUCUCACCACUUCAGCCGGCCACGGCAACGGCGGACACAGAGGAGUUGGGGUCCUCUUUGCCUCAGCGCGGACUUCUGCACAGAGGCGAGGAAGUCUGCUAGCUGAGGUUACGAUCACCUUCCCAGGGGAUAUUGCAGGAGGAGGGGGCACCACCGAUAGCAGCAGUGGAGAGGGGGGUGGCAGUAGCGGCGAUGGCGGGCACGACGAUCGCGGCCGGGGUAGACGACAUACCAGUAGCAGCAACAACAGCACUGGUGGAGGAGAUGGCAGCAUCACUGCUGGAGGAGGAGGCACUACGGCAGGAGGAGCAGCAGCAGUGGAGAGGCAGGUGGCAGCUGCAGGAGGAGCAGUUGGAGGAGCGGCAGUAGUGGAGGUGGAGGGGGCAGCAGCAACUGAGGAGAAGGAGGCACCGUCAGCAGCUGCAGUGGAGAGAAGGUUGGCAGGACCAGUGGAGGAGGAGAUAGCUGCACAGGCGGAGGUGCCGUGUGGGGGCGAUGACGAGCGCCUUAUGCAGCAAUUCGUCAUAGAGGAGCUCGAUCCAGUCAUAGGAGACGGAGUGGCAGCAGAGGCGGACGAUGAGGCUAUGCCGGGUGGAGCAGAGGCAGGGGACAUUGUUGUGGAGGGACGGCCACAGGCGGUGGAUGAGGCUGUGCAGGCAGGACAGCGGCGAGUUGAGGGGGCUAUAGACGCACGGCGCGUCGUCCGGGAGACAGCGACGAGUCUAGUCGUUCCGUUCUCGGGCGUGCACUUGGCUCUGGGCCGACAGUCGCAGGCAGUUCAGAUGGCAAUGCAUGGUGUGCCACCGCUCGUUAUCAUGGAUUUGGGGUCCGAGCCGGUGGUUGUGCCCCCACGUCUUCCUAGCCACUUUGCUCCGCAAGAGGUCUGUCGUCCUUUCAAUGCAGAGGAGUUGGCGAGAGAGGCUGUACGCGAUGUUACUCGAUUGGACCAGCGGAUCGUUGACCAGAGGCUCGAGCAUCUAUUAUGGCAGGCGAUCCCUUCGGUUCCAUGGGGUCCUGCGUCGCCCGUGUGGUCCGGGUCUACCUCCACCGGAGGACGUGCCGUGGGACAUGCUCCAGAGGUUUCGGGUGGCGUGAUGGAGACAGCGCCACGCACAAGAGACAUGGUACCCCCUCCUCCUAGACCACCUGUAGGUGAUCCAUCAUCGUCGCCCACAGGCAGAGGCUCUCGAUCCCCACACAAGCCUAGGAGAUGCAGGAUUCGUGACACGACAACAGUUCAGCAGGACGUGUGUGACACGACGUUAUUCAGGAGGACAGACAUAGAUUUGGAUUCCACCCGCUGUGUCACAGAGCACACUGCACGCCUUCAGCCAGGCUUGGGACCCCGCGACGCCAGGACGACCGUGGCGAGGGAGGUACCGGCAUCAGAUUGUGAGCCUCAGCGAGGUCGCGGCAGAGGAGUGUCCACUGAGAGCUUGGAGCACGCUCUGAGAGCAGGGACGUGUGUCAUGAAGGAGCAGACUCCACGCAAGCGUGGAGUGCCUCCUUGUCCACGCCCCGUGCCUACAGAGGGAGGCGCUGCACUUGGAGAGAGUUCGGGGGCGGAGGGGUUGGGGAUGCCUCGUGGAGGUCGCCGGGUAGUGCGGUAGGGGGUGAGGGGUAUUGGGGGUCGCCGGGUAGUGGGGGUUGGGGGUGGUGUUGGGA